AAUUUAUAAAUUUGGAAGAACUUACUACUAGCGAAGCGGCUGCUAAGAUGAUUAUUGAAAUAGAUGUUCAUGGAGUUAAAAUUUUUACCUUUUUGGAAAAAACUAAGCAAGAAAUCCAAACUCUUAAAGAAAAAAUCAAUAAUAGUGAGCAACAAUAUCUGAUAUUCUUUGGCCAACUAAAACAAGAAAUAGUAAGGUUAAAAUUGGAUGAGUUAACUCCUCAAUUUCAAAAUAAAAAGGCUGAGUUAGAAGAAUUAGCACAAAUUGCUAAAAAUAAGGCAGGAGACAAUUUGGAAGCAAUAGUUAGCCUGCUUCUGCGAACUCAAGCUUCAAUAAUUAAACGAAAGAAAGGAAAUGAUUCCUUUGCCCAAGAUCAAUUAGAAGCUUUUCGAGAUAUCUUGCAAAGUAAAUUAACUAGCGAAGAAUUAAAGACUUUACUAAGCAAGCAAAUUGAACUUACUAACUCAGAGGAACAAUUAAAUAAAUUACAGCAAAUUCGAGACCAGCAAACCGCCCAAAUCCUCCAAACAAAUCGCUAG
Racocetra fulgida is the source of this 539-nucleotide messenger RNA. NCBI's taxonomy places the organism in Eukaryota, Fungi, Glomeromycota, Glomeromycetes, Diversisporales, Gigasporaceae. The record is from the annotation of a GenBank genome assembly.